CCCAUACUCAACCGUAUUACCCACCUCUCUGCCCACCCAGCCCAGACAACCAAACCCAAGAUCGGUGGUUUCUACCUGAUCAAUCUUCCUCUCUCCAUCCCCUUGCUACUCUCAUUUUAUCUCUUCUACUAUACUCUCGUUCAAGCCAUCUUUCUAUCUAGCCUGGAUCAUCACACAGCCAUUUCUCUGGUCCUCUGGCCUUCCUCCCCCAGGGACUCGUUUAAAAAUCUGCUGGACUCCUUAUUCUAGGGGAGGUGUCACUAAAAUGUUUGAGAGAAUGAUUCCUUCCCCUGCCACUGACAGGAGUCUUGAGUCAUCGAGGCUUAAUCCUGGUUGUUACUCCUAAUCCCAGGACACUGGUGAUCGUUAUCUACUUUAAGGUGAUUGCUGAUUUCUGUUUCCCCAUCAGUCUUGUAGCUCCUUGAAGGCAGGUGCUGUCUCGCGCAGCACUCUAAUCUCCCCACCUACUAUAUAGCGCCCAGCUGUUAGUAGGAAAUAUAAAUAUAUGACGAUAUAAAUAUUGGCUUUACCUGUACAGCCUGGUUCCAUCAUCUGCUGUAUACCUGGCUAGAUAAGACUAUUAGAAUCAUGGAGAUUGAGACUGGUGCCAAGCUUCCGGGAUACUCAGAUCGUCAGAUGAGAACAAAUUCCUCAUGUCAUGAUAAGAUGGAGUUACAGAGUUCUUUCUUUUGGGCAUUUGUUGUUGCGUCGCUACAGCGGACUUUACGGUGAAUAAAGGUAGGGGUCCUACGGGCAGCAGUCAGGGCAGCCCCAGGGCUGUCACUGGAGUCCGAUCAUGUGAUCUUCAACAUGGCGACGCCCUUGGUUCCCUCCAGGAAGGGGCGGAGCCUGGAUUGGGGCAGGCUCAGAUUCGGUUUAAAGCGGGGGUUGUGGUCGCAGUUACUGACAGCUUACCAUGGAGGAGAACGGGUUCAGACCUAAAGGUUUUCCGGAAUUGAAGAAUGACACAUUCCUGCGAGCAGCCUGGGGAGAGGAAACAGACUACACUCCCGUUUGGUGCAUGCGUCAGGCUGGCCGCUACUUACCAGAGUUUAGGGAAACCCGGGCUGCCCAGGACUUUUUCAGCACCUGUCGCUCUCCUGAGGCCUGCUGUGAACUGACUCUGCAGGUGAGGAGUCCACAAAAGAGGGAGGGAUUUAUGCCCUCAGCUUGCCCCGUUAAGCAACCUGUCCCAUAUUCCCUACAGCCACUGCGUCGCUUCCCUCUGGAUGCUGCCAUCAUUUUCUCCGACAUCCUCGUUGUACCCCAGGCACUGGGCAUGGAGGUGACCAUGGUACCUGGCAAAGGACCCAGCUUCCCAGAGCCAUUAAGAGAAGAGCGGGACUUAGAGCGCCUGCGGGAUCCAGCAGUGGUGGCCUCUGAGCUGGACUAUGUGUUUCAGGCCAUCACCCUUACCCGACAACGACUGGCUGGGCGUGUGCCACUGAUUGGCUUUGCUGGUGCCCCGUGGACCCUGAUGACAUACAUGGUUGAGGGUGGCGGCUCAAGCACCAUGGCUCAGGCCAAGCGCUGGCUCUAUCAGAGACCUCAGGCCAGUCACCAGCUGCUUCGCAUCCUCACUGAUGCUCUGGUCCCAUAUCUGGUAGGACAAGUGGCUGCUGGUGCCCAGGCAUUGCAGCUCUUUGAGUCCCAUGCAGGGCAUCUUGGCCCACAGCUCUUCACCAAGUUUGCACUGCCCUAUAUCUGUGAUGUGGCCAAGCGAGUGAAGGCCGGGCUACAGAAGGCAGGCCUGGCACCAGUGCCCAUGAUCAUCUUUGCUAAGGAUGGGCAUUUUGCCCUGGAGGAGCUGGCUCAGGCUGGCUAUGAGGUGGUUGGGCUUGACUGGACAGUGGCCCCAAAGAAAGCCCGGGAGCGUGUGGGGAAGAUGGUGACCUUGCAGGGCAACCUGGACCCCUGUGCCCUGUAUGCGUCUAAGGAGGAGAUUGGGAGGCUGGUGCAGCAGAUGCUGGAUGACUUUGGGCCACAACGCUACAUUGCCAACCUAGGCCAUGGACUUUAUCCUGAUAUGGAUCCGGAACACGUAGGGGCCUUUGUGGAUGCUGUGCAUAAACACUCACGUCUGCUUCACCAGAACUGACAUACACCUUUACCUUCAAAUACCACUAACAAAGAUGAUUGAUUGUUUCCCGAAGAAUAAAAGUUCCAGGGUUGGAGUCUA
This is a messenger RNA of Lemur catta (Ring-tailed lemur), 2179 nucleotides long. RefSeq names its product uroporphyrinogen decarboxylase. The transcript is spliced from 9 exons. Lineage: Eukaryota; Metazoa; Chordata; Mammalia; Primates; Lemuridae. Gene Ontology annotation, molecular function: uroporphyrinogen decarboxylase activity. The record is from RefSeq and is a predicted model, not a curated record. Bases 917 to 2098 code for a protein of 393 amino acids. Gene Ontology annotation, cellular component: cytosol. Gene Ontology annotation, biological process: heme biosynthetic process.